CAUGCUCUCAACGUGCACACCACGCCGCUCAGACAUGCCCUGCUGGACAGCACAGGCAGGCAGGCCUGCUUGCAGUCACAUCGUCACCGCUUAAAUCAGGGCGGCAUUAAGAGAGGGAAGUUCAAGCCGCCUGAUUUAGAUGUACACCCACGACCAGGGGCAGGGGCAGUGACAGAGCUCAUUCUGCCGGAAGCAAGCAAGCAAGCAGCAGGUCAGCAUGUUGCCGAGGAGCAGAAGGCCCAGCCUGUUCCCGAACUACAAAGUAAGCGACUUGGGAAAUACAGACGCAGCACCUCUGUAUAGUCCGAUUCCAUUUGUGAAGGACACCUCGAUCAAGCAGUGGGGGUCCCUGAACGACCUGCAUUAUGACAUCUAUGAUCUUUAUGCCGGUGAGAACGAGGAAGAUGAGGUGUUCCUACCACCCCACAUGUCUUCCUCGCCUGUCCGGAACUACAUGCUCAACAUCAACGUCGGUGGAAAGACCUUUCGAAUCGCCCAGGGGGUCGUCGCCAAGUACCCCAUGACCAGACUCGGCAAGCUGGCAACCUACACGGAUCACGACAAGAAGCUGCGCCUGUGCGACGACUACGUGGUCAAAAGCAACGAGUUUUUCUUUGACCGCGACCCGGACGUGUUCAACUGCAUCGCCAGCUUCUACAGGACAGGGGUGCUCUGGAUCAAGGACGAGCUGUGUCCGCGCAACUUCCUGGAGGAGAUCAACUACUGGGGUGUGCGCGUCAAGAACUCCCACCGCUGCUGCCGCAUCAUGCUGGAGGAGAGGCAGGACGAGAUCGACGAGCAGCUCAAGAUCCAGAGCGAGCUGCUGGGCGAGCAGGAGGUGGAGGAGAACGAGGAGGUGUUCAAGGGGAUGUGCUUGGGGUCCGUGCGGAGAAAGCUCUGGAACCUCAUGGAGAACCCGUUCUCCUCGGUGCCUGCCAAGCUCAUCUCGGUGACCUCCAGCAUGUUUGUGAUGCUGUCGCUGGUUGCCAUGACGCUGAGUUCCGUGAAGGAGAUGCAGUACCGGGCGCCGACGGGCGUGCUGAGCGGGAUGACGCACUGGGAAAUCGUGGAGGACGUCUGCCUCGCCGUCUUCACCGCGGAGUACCUCCUGCGUCUGGUGUCCACGCCGGACCUGGGACACUUCUCCAGAAAUAUGCUAAACACCGUGGACUUGAUCGCCAUUUUGCCGCACUAUUUGCAAAUGGUGCUGGAGUGCUUCGACAGCCAGCAGGACAACAAGGCUGUGAGUGACAUGAGGACGGUGGGCAAGCUGGGCCAGGCGCUUCGCAUCAUGCGACUGAUGCGCAUCUUCAGGAUACUCAAGCUGGCCCGGCACUCCACAGGGCUGCGGGCCUUCGGCUUCACCCUGAAGCAGUGCUACCAGCAGGUGGGCUGCCUGCUGCUCUUCAUCGCCAUGGGCAUCUUCACCUUCUCGGCCAUGGUGUACACGGUGGAGCGAGAGGUCCCGCGGACCAACUUCACCAGCAUACCCCACGCGUGGUGGUGGGCUGCUGUCAGCAUUUCAACGGUGGGAUAUGGAGACGUGUACCCAGAGACCAUAUUUGGACGCAUCUUUGCCUUUGGCUGCAUUUCUUUGGGGAUAAUACUGAACGGCAUGCCUAUUUCUAUGCUCUUCAACAAGUUUUCAGACUACUAUUCGAAACUGAAGGCCCAUGAAUACACAGUUACCGUGAAGAAUAGAGGCAAACUAAGGUUUGCCAAGAGGGCGAAAAGGAGAUUGGCUCAAAUCUGCAACAGGGACAACUAUUACAACAUAACCAACAUGUAAGAGACGGCCUUAAAGAGAAGCAUGAAAUGACUUUGGUUAUUCCCCACUUAACUGCCCUAUAGUGAAAGCCCAACUGGGAAACUCCAACUCUGUGUACUCCACAGCACACAACAAAAUUGCAUUUAUGCAUCACCCGUGUAAGGGGCGCCCGAAAGGGAGCAGUGCGGCGGGACGGUACCAUGCUCAGGGUACCUCAGUCAUGGAGGAAAAAUGGGGGAGUGCACUGGUUAAUUACUCCCCCACCAACCUGGCAGGUCAGGAGUCGAACUGGCAACCUUUGGGCUACAAGUCUGACGCCCUAACCACUUACCCAUGACUGCCCUAUUAUUUUCAGAUACACUGUGAAGAAGGAAUGGAACUCCACACCGACCUGUCUGUGUGAUUUAAUUAAUAGGCCUACCAGCGGAAAGAACCUGAUAAUCUGCUUUGAGAAGUUACUCUGUACA
This is a messenger RNA of Engraulis encrasicolus (European anchovy), 2235 nucleotides long. Its product is annotated as potassium voltage-gated channel subfamily V member 2-like. Gene Ontology annotation, biological process: potassium ion transmembrane transport; protein homooligomerization. NCBI's taxonomy places the organism in Eukaryota, Metazoa, Chordata, Actinopteri, Clupeiformes, Engraulidae. The record is from RefSeq and is a predicted model, not a curated record. Gene Ontology annotation, molecular function: voltage-gated potassium channel activity. Bases 218 to 1789 code for a protein of 523 amino acids. Gene Ontology annotation, cellular component: membrane; voltage-gated potassium channel complex. The transcript is spliced from 3 exons.